Messenger RNA from Trichomonas vaginalis G3, 840 nucleotides. RefSeq names its product protein ubiquitination. Bases 1 to 840 code for a protein of 279 amino acids. Gene Ontology annotation, molecular function: protein binding. NCBI's taxonomy places the organism in Eukaryota, Parabasalia, Trichomonadida, Trichomonadidae. The record is from RefSeq and is a predicted model, not a curated record. The transcript has a single exon.
AUGAAUAAUGACUUAGAAAGAUUCAUUUCAUUCACCGAAAGAGAUGGAUUUGAUAAAAAUCAAAUACUUGAAAGCAGUUUAUAUCCAUAUUCUUAUUAUGUAUAUUCAUUACUUGAAUUAUGUUGUUAUCAUGGAGCUGUUGAUUGCUUCAAAUUCUUAAGGACUAAAUUCAGCUCAAAAAUAACUCAAAAAUGUCUUGAAUUUUCAUUUUUAGGAGGAAAUCCGGAGAUCAUGAGUGAAUGUUUGAAAUAUCAGAAUCCAAAUACAGAAUGUAUGAAAUAUACAAUUGUCUCGCACAACAUUGAUUUUGUUACAUUCUUGAUGAAUGAACACAAUAUAAAGAUCAAUUUAGAAUACUGCGGAAUUUACAAUAAUCUUGAAUCCUUUUUAGUUUAUUUCGAUCAAACUAAUGAUAUAAACGAAUGUUUUGUUUAUUCACCGAUACUUAAUAUUCCAUCCCUUUUGGAAUACUUCCUUUCACAUGGUGCUAAUAUCAAUGAAAAAGAUAAAAAUGGAAAAACAGCGCUUCAUAUUGCAGCAUGGCGUGAUAAUAAAGAAACAGCUGAAGUUCUCAUUUCACACGGUGCAAAUAUCAAUGGAAAAGAUAAAGAUGGAAAAACCGCACUUCAUAUUGCAGCACGUAAUAAUUAUACAGAAACUGCUGAAGUUCUCAUUUUACAUGGUGCAAAUAUCAAUGAAAAAGAUAAAGAUGGAAAAACCGCACUUCAUAUUGCAGCACGUAAUAAUUAUACAGAAACUGCUGAAGUUCUCAUUUCACAUGGUGCAAAUAUCAAUGAAAAAGAUAUAGAUGGAAAAACCGCACUUCAUUAUACAACAUGA